Molecule: messenger RNA, 742 nt
Organism: Cucumis melo (muskmelon)
Lineage: Eukaryota; Viridiplantae; Streptophyta; Magnoliopsida; Cucurbitales; Cucurbitaceae
Product: 40S ribosomal protein S26-1
Exons: 5
Coding region: 163-552 (129 amino acids)
Biological process (GO): translation
Cellular component (GO): cytosolic small ribosomal subunit; ribosome
Molecular function (GO): mRNA binding; structural constituent of ribosome
Source: RefSeq, a predicted model, not a curated record
UUACUUUUUUAUUUGUUGGUUUGGUUCGGCGGGACCGGAGAUCUAUAUAAAGCGUUUACCGGUACGAAUCUUCUAUAUCUCACGCUCAGCCUUUGCCCACACAAAACCCUAAUCGGCUGCCUCUCUCUCUCUGCUUCAUUGAAGAUCUCCAACUUUGUAACGAUGACUUUCAAGCGCAGGAACGGCGGACGCAACAAGCACGGCCGUGGACACGUUAAGUUCAUUCGGUGCUCCAACUGCGGGAAAUGCUGUCCUAAGGACAAGGCUAUUAAGAGGUUUCUCGUGAGGAAUAUUGUGGAGCAGGCUGCUGUCAGGGAUGUUCAAGAAGCCUGUGUCUAUGACCAAUAUACUCUUCCUAAGCUUUAUGCUAAGAUGCAGUACUGUGUUUCCUGUGCUAUUCACUCACAUGUUGUGCGAGUUCGAUCUCGCACUGAUAGAAGAAAUCGGCAACCACCACAGCGUUUCAUCAGACGCAGGGAGGAUCAGGCAAAGCCCGGUCAGCCAGGUCAAGCACCUCGUCCUGUUGGAGCCGGAAAUCCUGCUCGUGUAUAAAAGAAACCUUUUCAUGGCUUCUACGAGUAAGCCGUAGGGAUCUUUUAUAGGCACUCUUUUAUAGUUUGGUUGUUUCUUAUGUGGAUGAAAGUGAAUUUUUGAAUCAAUAUGGAAACAAACUUAUCUGAGAAUUUUGCAACUUGGAAUGAGCUAAAGACCGGUAAUUGAGUUAUCCAAUGAGUUUUCUUCA